Temnothorax curvispinosus is the source of this 4323-nucleotide messenger RNA. RefSeq names its product GATA zinc finger domain-containing protein 14-like. The transcript is spliced from 5 exons. NCBI's taxonomy places the organism in Eukaryota, Metazoa, Arthropoda, Insecta, Hymenoptera, Formicidae. The record is from RefSeq and is a predicted model, not a curated record. The coding region runs from base 16 to 3585 and encodes 1189 amino acids.
AUAUUUUUUUAUUGGAUGUCGGAUUGGACGCCAACGCAAUGUGAAUCCUCCUUUAUGAUGUCGUCGCGCCAAUACGAGCUUUAUGAUACACCUAUGAAAAAACUCUACUACGGAGGACUCCUCUCUUCCGGCAGCCAAUCAGCGCAGUUGGCAAAUAGGCAGUCGACUAGCGGUGGAAUUUUUGAAAUUUUCCUGCUGCAUCUCUGUUUAUGGCGUCCGUAUCGUCUGUAUCUGCACCAGGGCUGGGGCAACAUUCUUUCCGGUACUGCUGGGCCGUCUGUAAUUCCACGUUCAAUCGUCUCGGCGAAUAUUACAAUCUGGCAAGGUAUAAUGGAUAACACUGUUGAAAAGACUUCCGACAUAGAGCGGAAGGCCGCACUCGACAAGCUACAUAAUAUGCAAUGGCUGAAAAAUACAUCUCAUUCAGCAAAUCCCGAAAAGGUAAAAGCUGUUGUCUAUAAGCAAGCGCAAAACCAGGAUGAGGACAAAAUAGAUGCUGAGGUUUUGGCAGUGACCGAAACAGUCAAGAAGCUUUUAGGUCGAGAAUCCAAUAAAUAUUCCUCCACAGAUGAUACAUGUAAAACACAUUCGUGUGAUGAUGCAAUGCCUGAGAGCGAUAAGAACGUGUGGAGUAAAAAUAUAGAUACAGCUAAUUUGUUUCUGAAUGCUGAUGAGCUAGCUGAUCAAAAGAACGAAGAAGAUAUGCUGAGUAUCGUGGAAAGUAUUGUAACAGCAAAGCUGGAGGCCGAGUUCUGUAUAAACAAAGAGCAGAAAGAUCAAUCAAGUACAUCAGAGAACAAUGCUGAAGACGUUGUACAGGACGCGGCAACGAAAAGUUCUUCCGAUUCACAAAAAACUGAUGGAGGCGCAAAAGAGAUGAAAUUAAUACAUUCCGAUGGUAAUAAUAAUGAUUCCAAAUCCAUAACACCAUGUACGUCAAAGGUAAACGAUGAACAAAAGUCAACUUGCAAAAUAACUAGUACAGAAAGCAGUAAACCUUCAACAGAACCAAAGGAUAAAGAUGUGCGAGUAAGAACAAGUAAUAUAACAAAAACGGGUAUUAAGACUGGCAGUAAUACAAAUUUAGCCAAAGACAAUGAAAAGUUUUCCAGUCCUAGUAACGAUUCCAAGAAAGCAGUUUCCAAUUUAUCGAAAUCACUGAACACCCCUGAUAAAAUUGGAAGGGAUCACUUUAAUAACAAACAAAAUAAUACAAAAAAUACUAUCGUAAGAAGACAAGAAUUUGUAAAACGACGUAAUGUCCCAAGAAAUGCAAUAGAAAAGGAGACGAGAAAUGCUGCUGGGAAACCAAACGUGGUGAAAACAGGUGUUGAGGCAGCUGAUACAUGUCAAAAUAAAAAUUUAAAUAGAGAUAAAGCUUCACAGAAACUGCAACAAACAACGCCAAAACAAUUUGCAUCGAAAUCAAAAGGUCAAGAUUCUCUCAGAAAGAAUACAUCUAACUUCUCUGAUGAUAAAAAUAAAACUGAGAAAGCGGCACAUACGCCUGAAAAUGUCGAUUCGCCAUUAAAUGAAACUGAAAGGAAAAAUGAGAAGAUUGUUCGUGAAAAAAAUGCUCAAAGCGAUCAAAGAGGAAAUCGCAAUAUUAAUUGUAGAAAAAAUACAUUUGUCGCGCAGUAUAAAAAUUCGGCGUACUCGAAGCCGACGCAAAAUAUUCCGAGACAUGCUGCGUAUGGAAGAAAUUCGUCGUAUGCGUACACUAAUCCAAGGUUUGAUAGGGAUCGUAAUGGCAGUGCUGAACGUAGAAUUCCGAAGCGAGAGCACACACCUGUUAAUACAUUUAUAAAAUCAGAUACAGGGACUGAAGAACCUAACACAAGCAAUUCGGAGAAUUGGGCAAAGCAGAAGAAAGAAAUAAUUCAACCGAUAAAUGUAAAAUCGACCAGUGAAUGUAUCGAUUUAGCGUUUAACGAUAGAAAGGAUAUAAAACCUGUAAAAAUGGAGACACAAAGUAAGGAAAAUACGAAUUCAAGUGUUGCUCAUCCGAAACAAGAACUUGCAACGUCAGAAGCACAACAGUGUCGCGUAGAAACGAGUGAUAUCUUAAUUAAAGUCGAAAGUAUUGACCAGCAACAUAGAGAUACGAAAAAUGAAGAAACAGAUUUGUUUAAACACUCGUCCUUUAAUUUAACCUCUGAUGAGUAUUCUACAAAUUCGCAAUUCAAUGAUGUGACACAUCAGUAUUCGGUAAAGUUAGAAAAUAUGCAACGCACGAAUGAUGUAAAUCAAUUUGAGAGCAGUCAAGCUACUUGGGAUCAACCGUCUGAUAACGCUACGCAAAAAGGCGCGACAGUUAUGAGUGUACAGCAGCCUGUUCAAAAUAUGCAUCUUAAUACGCAACAGACUUUCACUCAAGCAGGAAAUCCAACGAGGCAGAUGUCGCCGUGGGAACUGAACGACAGCAAGUUUUAUGAUCAACAAUUUUCGGUUAGCGACGCGAUGCGGCUGUCGCAGAUUCCAAAUACUUCUUUCAGCGCGUUGCCAUACGAGUACAACGCACCAAUAUCCAACGACAACAAUGUCACCGCUACGUCUACGCUGGAAACUACGAUGAGUAAUAAUAGAGAAAAUUCAAAUGUACUUUACAGAUACGGACCGAACGUACAGCAGAGAUCCGUUAUGGCUUCGGAUUAUCCCGGUCAUUCUUUAUCACCGUGUCAAACUAAUCAGGCUAGGUGGAGUACCUCGGUGCAAGAGGGUUUCCACGUUGAGCAUCCGUAUAUUGCAGCGCAGCCUGCAAUGAUGCACGUUUACAAUCCCGCAGCUUUUGGACUGGACGACUUCAACAAUGCGCAUACGGUGGAUUAUGUCUCACAUCCAGUUAUGUACGCGCCGUAUAUGCAAACGUGGAAUUCACAGUUGCAGUAUGCAGUGCCCGUUCUGUAUAAUUCGCCAUGCGCGAAUUAUACCACGUUUUCUCAACCUAGCAAUCAACCGAAUAAUUUCAACAACGUGCAUGACCAGCAGCAAAAACAUAAUCCUUACGCGCAAAUGAAUAGUUAUGUUAGAGAUACGUAUGAUACGAAUACCUGCGCUGUACAAGCGCAGAGAAAUACUGCCGAUAACGUUCCAGUAAAAUCCAAUUAUUAUUACAAGAAGUAUCAAGACAAUCGAGCAGUUUACGAUGUUCCUCAAUACAUACCACCAGUUUCGUAUUCGAGAUCGCAACAAGGUAUGAAUGUCAUGCCUGCGACAGGUAUAAAUCAGUACAACGCAUCGUAUUGUCCGCCAAAUCAGAGACAUUAUAGGCAAAAUGUGUCGAAUUACAUGAAAAAGAAUCAAGAUUUCGCUUAUGAUGACAAUGGAUCGGCGGAAGACAUCCCCCCAAUAAUAUCCCCCAAAGAAUUUGUAACGGAUAAUAUCAGUCUUUCAAAUAAGACUGAUCAGUUUGCGACACGUGUGUUUAAACCGGAGUUCAGAAUGAAACCGAAUUCGGGAUAUCGUCCGCCAUCUUCCUUCCCAAGAGGCGGUUUCCGCAGAAAUACAACUUUACAAGAUUUCCCGAAGGAAUAUACAUAUCCUGUUAGUAUCGGUCGCGGUACAUACAAAACCAAGAGAACAUAAAAAUGUUAGAUCUAAACUGAGAGUAAGUUAUAUAAAAUACGGGUACACAUUCAAAAAAAUUUUUAAAUAUUCUACCUCUUAUAAAUCUGAUAAUGAUGAUAAUCUAAUUAAGAAAAUCAAUAGUAAAGUUUUCUAAAUUGUUCGAUAAGACUGCUUCUACAUUAUAUAUAUAUUACUCUGAUCUACUAUAAAUAAUUAUUUACUAUCUCCUUUUCUAUUUUUGAUAUCUCGAAAAAAAUAUUACGUUUUUUAUAUAACAAUCAGUUAAUGAAAUUGAAAAUCUCUACUAUAUCGCAAUUGCCAACGUAUAUGUAUAUGUAUUGUUUAGAUUCAUAUUCUAUUGUGAUAUCGGGUAACCCAAAAUGGUGCUCACCUUGCACUUAAAGACUCGCUUUAAAUCUUUAUAGAGCUUAAUACGCUAUUCAUAAAUAUAGAAAUAUAAGUUCUGUUUAAAUCUGUAAGUUUUCACAGAUGAGUUCAGUUACGAAUCGCGAGGUAUGUAAAAGUUUGUUCGAAACAUAUCGAUUGCGAGAAAUGUUAACAUAUAUUUAGCAUGUAAGAUUUUCUCAUGUUUGAUUUCUUAUAAUUUUAAGAUAAAAUGUUUCAGAAAACUAUAUAAUUCUACAUGUACCUUAAUUUUUCUAUCUUAUUUUUGUGUUCAAAUUGUAUUGUUGAUAGAGAUGAUAUAGUUUAUUUUUUCUGGACUGGUUUUAUGAAAUAAAUACAAUACAUUUUGAU